Messenger RNA from Hirundo rustica (Barn swallow), 1380 nucleotides. RefSeq names its product estrogen receptor binding site associated antigen 9 (gene EBAG9). The record is from RefSeq and is a predicted model, not a curated record. The coding region runs from base 328 to 969 and encodes 213 amino acids. The transcript has 8 exons. Gene Ontology annotation, cellular component: secretory granule. Lineage: Eukaryota; Metazoa; Chordata; Aves; Passeriformes; Hirundinidae.
UGAGAUGGCGGCGCGCGAGGCGGCGGAGGAGCGGCGCGGGCCCGGCUCUGGAUGAAGGGCUGCCGGAGGCUGCGGGAGCGGCCGCUUCGGCCUCUGGAGCCCCGCGACCCCCGGCGAGGCCUCCCUCCCGGGGCAGGACAGUAUUGGAGCAGCCUACCUAAUGAUCCACCUUCCUGACUCUUCCUAACUUAAAGCCUGGAAUAUAAAAAGUGAUUUAAAUGCCAUAGCAUAUUUGAAAUCAAGCUGUCCUUCCAUGGAGUACUCCUGGCCUGAGGAAAAUGCCACAGGGCUGCCUUCUCUUCUCACCAGGAGGAAGGGUUUCUUACCAUGGCCAUAACACAGUUUCGACUCUUUAAAGUCUGUACUUGCCUGGCAGCAGUGCUUUCUUUCAUUAAAAAGUUAAUAUGCAGGUCUGGAAGAGGGCGAAAGUUAAGUGGAGACCAAAUAACUUUGCCAACCACAGUGGAUUAUUCAUCUGUUCCUAAGCAGCCUGAAGUAGAAGACUGGUCUUCAUGGGAUGAAGAUGCACCUACAAGCGUGAAGAUUGAAGGCGGCAAUGGUAAUGUGGCUACUCAGCAAAAUUCUCUGGAACAAGUGGAACCUGAUUAUUUCAAAGAUAUGACACCAACUAUAAGAAAAACUCAAAAAAUAGUGAUUAAAAAACGGGAGCCUUUAAAUUUUGGGAUUCCAGAGGGAAACACAGGAUUUUCUAGCAGAUUAGCAGCUACGCAAGAUAUUCCUUUUAUUCACCAAUCUCCUGAACUGGGAGACCUGGAUACUUGGCAGGAAAAUACAAAUGCCUGGGAAGAAGAGGAAGAUGCUGCUUGGCAGGCAGAAGAAGUCCUUAGACAACAGAAGAUAGCAGAAAGGGAAAAAAGAGCAGCAGAACAGCAGCGAAAGAAAAUGGAGAAAGAGGCACAAAGGCUAAUGAAAAAGGAACAAAACAAAAUUGGUGUAAAACUGUCAUAACAGAAACCAUGCAGCAAUGGCAGUGCCAGUGAAGAAAGAAUUUCAGCUCCACAACAUACGUAUUGGUAUUGAUUUAACUAUUUGUAGGACUUCAACACACUGCUUGGUUUCAGUGCAUUCUUCAGGUCAUCUUGGAAGCCAGGAUUUUCCCAAAAUAUCUUGAACUACUGGUACGUAGUUCUUAAAGGAGAAAAGCCCCACAGAAAAUCAUGCCUUGAUGGAAUGUUUCCUGCAAUAGUUCUUUUCCAGCACCCUUCUUUGCGGCAAAAGUGAUUGACAAGGGUGUUGAUUGAAAAACACUCUUAAUGAACAGCUCAAGCCUAGAGAAAAGAAUGUAAAUAUUGAGUGGUGGGAAAUCUACCUGUAUUGUCUGUGCUUACCUGAAACAUGUAAUUAAACAGUUUUAAAGAA